GAGCACACAAGGGAGUCCUUGAAUGUGACCCGAGGGUCCUCCUGUCACUUUGAGACGGACGCUGCUCACCUCAACAGCUUCCUUUGCACAAGAAAGACUAAAGGCUUCCAACAUGUCAGAGGAACCGAGGAAAUCCAAGAUUUCUGCAUCACGCAGACUGACCUUGAAGACCAAGCUGCUAAAGGUAGCCACUGUGAUGUUGGAGAAGGAGAAGGAAACAAAGCGGCAGGAGAGAGAAACUACUUUGAGCGAGAGAGUGCCUCCGCUGCAGCUGUCCGGGCUGUCAGUGCAGGACCUUCAGGCUCUGUGCAAAGAACUGCACCAUAAAAUAGACGUGGUCGAUGAGGAGCGCUAUGACAUCAACUCCAAGGUUAACAAGAAUAAUUUAGAGCUUGAAAAUCUCUCCGCCAAGAUCAUUGAGCUAAAGGGUAAAAUGAAGCGACCCGCUCUUAAACGGGUGAAGAUUUCGGCCGACGCCAUGUUGGGAGCGCUGCUGGGUGCCAAGGUCAAGGAGUCUGUGGACUUUAAGGCCAACCUUAAGACCGUCAAGAAGGAAGAAGAGAAGAAAGAGGAAGUGACGGACUGGCGUAAGAAUGUGGAGGCCAUGUCUGGUAUGGAGGGCAGAAUGAAGCUCUUUAAUGCCAACCAGUAGGUUCAAAACAAGCGAGUUGCAAAACUAGUAAGCCCGCAGUGACGUCACUGUGUGUAGCCACCAUCGCUGAACAGUAACGUGACUUAAAUGGUGUCACGUAUUCCUUAUUGGACUUCAUGCCGAGGCGUCCAGAAUUUCCUGAGAGUAUCGUAAUGCCUGGAAACAGCAUGAUGACAUGGACACUUAAAAAAGGUUUGAUUAAGUCAUUAAACACGACUUUUGUUGUACAAAAUAGGGCAUGUAGUAAUUAUUUGACAGGAAUCAUUCAGUAAAAUGUAGAUUUUUACAGAUAAGGCUCAUCAAUGCCAACAAUAUAUCCUUGCCCUUUUUUGAGAUUUAGUAGAAUUUGAUCCAAAAAAUAAAGUCACUUCAAUCAG
Messenger RNA from Hippocampus comes (tiger tail seahorse), 1029 nucleotides. It is a transcript of the gene tnni4b.2, whose product is annotated as troponin I4b, tandem duplicate 2. Lineage: Eukaryota; Metazoa; Chordata; Actinopteri; Syngnathiformes; Syngnathidae. Gene Ontology annotation, cellular component: troponin complex. The transcript is spliced from 8 exons. The record is from RefSeq and is a predicted model, not a curated record. Bases 113 to 652 code for a protein of 179 amino acids. Gene Ontology annotation, biological process: cardiac muscle contraction; skeletal muscle contraction.